Molecule: messenger RNA, 1986 nt
Organism: Rotaria sp. Silwood2
Lineage: Eukaryota; Metazoa; Rotifera; Eurotatoria; Philodinida; Philodinidae
Source: the annotation of a GenBank genome assembly
AUGGCGACGUCUGCAACGACACGUAAAAACACUGAACAUAAACAACCCAUCAAAAGUGGUCUUUCACUUGUUUGGCUUGAUGAUAGUGCUGGCCAAGAUCCAAAUGCAAAAGAAAUAUUUCGUACUCUUUUCGAACAAGUAUUUAUAUUUACGGAGAGUACAGCAUGUCUUGAAUUAGUUGAAUCAGCUGACACUGAAACACCUUGUAUAUUACUUCUUGUUUCUGGUAAAUAUGGCCAAAUGCUUGUGAAAGAUCGUUUUCAAGCAUUACCUCAAGUUAAAGAUAUUUAUGUUUAUUGUUUUGAUGUUGCAAAACAUAAUCAAUGGGCACAAAAUUGUGAUAAAGUUCGAUGUGUUGAUUCUGACUUCGGUAGAAUACUUAAAUAUAUGCAAAGUUCUGUGCAAAAAGCUUUAAAACACAAACAACAACCAAUUGAUGAUCAACAAGAAGAAGAAGUAAUGGAAGAAGAAGCUGCAACGAAAGAACCAGAACGUUUUCUAGAUGAUAAUAAUUUAUAUGAUCAACUUGCACUUGAUAUCUUACUUCAAAAUUCUGAUCAUGAUGAUGGUAUUGAAGAUUUUAAGAACUAUUGUCGAACACAUGUAGAAAAUAAUAAUGAAGUACUAGCAGAUGAACAACAAAAAUCUUUUAAACCAAAUAUACCUAUUAAAGAAUGGUAUAAACAAGAUUUAGUUUUUAUUAAUUUAAAUUCAACUGAUUAUACUCAAUUAUGGAUACUUCGUUGGUUUAUAAGAUUAUUUCAUCAACAAUUAACUAAUGAAUAUGAACAUUUUAUUGAAGUUACAGCAACUAUUACUGUCAAUUAUGGUACAUGGUUAACUACCGAUGAACUCGAUGCAAUGAAACAUCGUAUUGGUGAAACGAUUAUUUUUACGGAACUUCUUAUGACGUAUGCAGCUAGACGUAAAGCAUUGAAUUCUAUAGCAGAUAAGAAAACAGAACAAAAGAAACAUAAAGUUAUAUUUGAAAUAAAUGCUAAUAAAAGCAAUCAUCAUACUGUUCCUUAUGCUGAAAUCGGAAAUGAUGAAGUUUUAUUCUGGUUUGGAUCUCGACAUCGUAUUAUAAAAAUAGAAUGUGUUGAAACGCAAGGUGACAAUAAAGAUUCAUAUUGGUUAAUUGGUGUAAACUUAUGUUCAACAUUUAAUAAAGAACAAUCUAUUAAAACUUUAUAUGAAUAUUAUGGUAAAAAAUUAACAGAAUUAAAUGAUGUUCACUAUGCAUUAGGUCGAAUUCUUAUGUAUAAAGGUUUGUAUUAUCAGGCAGAAAAAUGGUUACAAACUAACAAUCAUUAUGAAGAUUUAGCUGACUUAGCUGUACGUCAAAAUCAAUAUGAACGUGCAAAUCAAUAUCUUGAACAUUUACCUGAAGAUUCUAAUGAUGCUAAUUUAUUACGUGCUUAUAUAAAUCUAUUAUCAUCAAAUGACAAUAUUGCAAAAGGACGUACUAUUUUAAUGAAAAUAGGUACUGAUGCAACAGAUAAAAUUAUUCGAGCUCGAGUUAAUAUUGGUCUUGGCUUUAUUAAUCUAGCUGUUUCACAACAGAGUGAUCAAGCAUUAGACUAUUUUAUAUUAGGAAGUGAAACACUAUGUAAAAAUUUACCCGAUAUUCAUCCAGAUAUUGCUAAAUCAUAUAUUGGAAUUGGUUAUGCAUAUUUUGCUCAAAAGAAAAUAAAAGAUGCUGAGAAAUAUUUUCAAAUGGCUUUGACAAUACAAAAACAAUCAUUACCAUAUAUACAUCCUGAUAUUGCUAAAACUCGAAGUGGUAUUGCUCAUUGUUUAUCAGUACAAAAACAAACAAUUCAACAAGCAUUACAAGAAUUACAAUAUGCGUAUAAUAUUUUAAUGCAUACAUUUCCUCGUGAAUAUAAAAAACAUCCAGAAAUCUUAUUAACUAAGAUGGAUAUUGACAGAGUACGAAAAGGAAAAGAAUUACAUGUACGCAAUACGUUACUGGAUUAUAUUUAA